CUAAGCAGGCGGCACUGACUUUCUGGCUGUGUAUUUAAUUUGAAAGUCGUUUAAAAAUGGACAGCGUAAAACUUCAGAGUUUUAAGACCUUUUUAACGGAACAGUUCACCAGUCUGGCCGUGGAGGUGUUCAGCGAGGUUGAAAGCAUGAUGGAGUCUUGCUACGAAGAAAACAGACGGCUGAGGAGCGUGCUGCGCAUGGUGCUCAGCCCUGAAAUAAAGUUACCCAGGAUAGAUGUUGAUCUGUACAAAGAAACAACCAUGAAUACCAGAAGCCAACCUUCAGAACCAAAUACGCUGAACCUUGAAACAACAGAGCCUGUGAAUAAAAGACCAAAAGAAGAGGAUGUUGAAUGUGAAAUUAGCUGGGAAAUAGAACAGCAACAAUGGCCAGGGGAAGAAGAAAACUUCAUCAUCCCAGUUAGAGUAAAAGACGAUCCUGAAGAGGAAGCUGGAACAACAACCUGCAUGGCUGAGCAGCACGAAUCUUCUUCCACCCUCUCAGCGGAUAACUACACUAGCGAACAGGAAGAUGGUUAUUCCUCGGAGGCAGAUGAUGCUGCUGCACAUUCCUCACUGCAAGUCCUAGAAGAAAACACGGAGGACAAUUGGGAAAAUGCUGAAACUACAAGUACAAAUAAGUCAAAGUUCUCUCUACAGAAAACCAUGCUACAGAUGCCUAGAAUCAAGCUCCAAAAGUCUUUUAUGCUUUCCCGAGCUGACCAAGAGGCCUUUUUCGAGAGGCUUUCUGAAUCGUUUAACGAUUUUCCUGACGACCAGAAGCCACUAAUAACCAAAAUGGGCCUUGGUAAGAAUGUAGAAUGGGUUGAGUGUGCUCUUGGUGAAGUUCCUAAAGGUUCUCCCAUUUCUUACCAAUACCCCCUGCCAUCUAGUAAGGAUUUUCAGCCCUGUGAGAAUGCCCCCUCUCUGCCAUCGCUUCCUUUGCCCUUUCACACACUGGAACCAAUGUCCCUCUCUACUACUCAAACUCCUCAAGAGGAGGCUUUCUUAAAUGCAAUGACUGUCACCUGGGAAGAGGCCCAUGGCCUGGAGAUGAGUACCCGGGGAAGUAAAGAGGCUGCCGAUAAGUUACUUAUGAUGCGCAUCACCAGUCGUUUUAGAGAAAUCUGCAAGCUCAAGCCUGGAAAAAGUCAUGCCGACCAGUUUCUUUCUAAGAUUCAGAAAGGAAAUGCCAGAUGCAAGACAUCCCAGAUUGAUGAGGAAAUGAAGUCGGGGGUUCUUCGGGAAUACUGUCGAAAAUUGUACAUCAACUGGUCACCUUGUGGUUUGGUUGUUCACCCAAGUGCCCCGUGGUUGGGAGCCACCCCUGAUGGGCUCGUGUUCGACCACAAAGAGACGAGCAGCUUUGGGCUGGUACACGUCAAGUAUGUAAAUGCAAAAAGCUUCAUAGAGUGUCAGGCUCUGAAAUGUAGUAAUGGAGUCUUAGAGCUAAAGAGGGCCGACAAGCAUUAUUGGGAAAUGCAAGGACAGAUGAUGGUGACAGGCACGCCAUGGUGUGAUCUAGUGCUGCAUUCCAGAGAAGACAUACUGGUCCAGCGGAUCUAUCGUGAUGAGAGCCUCAUCAAGUUGAUGAAAAACAAGCUGGAAGAAUUCUUCUUCUUACACUAUCUGCCUAAUCUGAUUUAACCGAACACACACUUAGAAUCUGAUUUUCCUUUUCAGCAUCUCAGGUUUCCUGUUGGAUAAAAGUUUUUUUCACUAUAGCUUCACAACAUACAGCUUAUCAAACCAGAUUGUUGUGGAAAAACCAGCUUUUAUAUAACGUGAUAUUUACAGUUAAAAGUAUUUUAACUUGUGCUCCAAAUACAACAAAUUUAAGUCUGUAGUUUGUUUGGUUUCUGAAGCUAGAAACACCAGGAUUGUUUAACUGACCUUACCGGUGUAACUAAGGAACUGCUCUAUAUAAUAUUUGUUGUAGCUGGGGUGAAAAUUAAAAUAAUACUAGGUUCUUGUAAUGGUUUUACUUUGGAGUAUUUAAUUAUUGUUCCUUUGUUUAUUGUAUAAGGUUUGGUUUAUCUAAACUUUUGAUAUAUUUUAUUUUUCCUUUUUUUCUUAUCAAAACUUGAGAAAUGUUGUUAGAAUUUUUUUU
Molecule: messenger RNA, 2109 nt
Organism: Cyprinodon variegatus (sheepshead minnow)
Lineage: Eukaryota; Metazoa; Chordata; Actinopteri; Cyprinodontiformes; Cyprinodontidae
Exons: 4
Coding region: 57-1646 (529 amino acids)
Source: RefSeq, a predicted model, not a curated record